AUGAGAGGGAUCCUGUUUCUUCUCUUUGUGGCCAUGGCCACCGCUAAGGUGUAUGAUCAAUGUGACUGGGCCAGGGUGCUGAAUAAUAAUAGGAUGGAUGGACACUACGACAUCAGCCUGGUCAAGUGGAUGUGCCUCACAAAGUGGAAAUCGGACUACAACACCACGGCCAUCACCCGCAACAGCUCCACAGACUACGGCAUGUUAGGGAGAAACAGCCGCCACUGGUGUGAGGAUUACAAAACACCGGGGGGCUUAAACAUCUGUGGCAUCCAAUGUAGUGAGCUCCUGACAGAUGAUGUCAGCGCUGCCAUCGGCUGUGCAAAGCUUAUGGUUCUGAAUCCUCUAAGCUCUAGGAGACGGGAGGCUUGGCAUCGUCAUUGUCAGAAUUAG
This is a messenger RNA of Lampris incognitus (smalleye Pacific opah), 393 nucleotides long. RefSeq names its product lysozyme C II-like. Gene Ontology annotation, biological process: defense response to Gram-negative bacterium; defense response to Gram-positive bacterium. The record is from RefSeq and is a predicted model, not a curated record. Bases 1 to 393 code for a protein of 130 amino acids. Gene Ontology annotation, molecular function: lysozyme activity. Lineage: Eukaryota; Metazoa; Chordata; Actinopteri; Lampriformes; Lampridae. The transcript has 4 exons.